CCAGACUCUAUUGCUUGACUUUUCAUAUCUCAUCUCUGAAAUCUUUGAUUUGAGGUGGGUGGUGAUGGAAUCAUCAAGUUGCGGUCCAUUUGAUUUCUCUGCAAAAUAUUACAAGGUGAGUGAAGAUGGAAGUGGGUGCGAGAGAUUGAGUAGUUUUUUUCAAGGCAAAGCUGUGCUUGAUCAAGGAGUUGGCUACUCUGUUAUUCUUGGCUUUGGUGCCUUCUUUGCCCUCUUUACCUCUUUCCUGGUUUGGCUGGAGAAGAGGUAUGUUGGGUCCCGUCAUACAUCUGAAUGGUUCAACACUGCAGGCAGGAAUGUUAAAACAGGACUCAUUGCCAGUGUCAUUGUAUCACAGUGGACAUGGGCUGCUACAAUAUUGCAGAGUUCUAAUGUUGCUUGGAAAUAUGGAGUCAGUGGACCUUUUUGGUAUGCCAGUGGAGCCACCAUCCAGGUACUGUUGUUCGGUAUAAUGGCAAUUGAGAUCAAAAGAAAGGCUCCUUACGCUCAUACCGUUUGUGAAAUUGUUAAAGCUCGUUGGGGAACGGCUGCACAUAUCGUGUUCCUCGUUUUCUGCUUCCUCACAAACAUUAUCGUGACAGCCAUGUUGCUCCUCGGCGGUUCUGCUGUUGUAAAUGCAUUAACUGGAGUGAAUAUAUAUGCCGCUAGCUUCUUAAUUCCGCUAGGGGUUAUUGUUUACACAUUAGCAGGAGGUCUCAAGGCCACAUUCCUAGCAAGCUACAUACAUUCUGUCAUAGUCCAUGUGGUUUUGGUCAUCUUCGUAUACCUAGUUUAUGCAGCAAGCAACGAGCUUGGGAGUCCCGGAGUCGUUUAUAAUCGUUUGAUUCAGGUUGCGAGUAAGUCAAGGUCGUGUGGAAUGCCAUUUUCGCAUGAUGGCCAAUCUUGUGGUCCUGUUAAUGGAAACUACAAAGGUUCUUACUUAACUAUGUUGAGUUCAGGAGGACUCGUUUUUGGGAUUAUCAACAUAGUUGGUAACUUUGGCACUGUUUUCGUAGACAAUGGAUAUUGGGUAAGUGCCAUAGCUGCCAGGCCUUCAUCGACUCACAAAGGCUACUUGUUGGGAGGACUGGUCUGGUUUGCAGUGCCAUUUUCUUUGGCAACAUCAUUGGGACUGGGUGCACUUGGACUCGAUCUACCAAUCUCGGAAACUGAGGCAAACCAUGGUCUUGUUCCUCCUGCUACUGCUGUAGCCUUGAUGGGAAAAACAGGAUCUGUUCUGCUUCUUACCAUGCUUUUUAUGGCUGUAACAUCGGCAGGUUCCUCAGAACUUAUUGCAGUGUCCUCACUAUGCACAUACGAUAUCUAUCGUACCUACAUAAAUCCGGAGGCAAAUGGACCAGAAAUACUCAAAGUAUCAAGAUUUGUUGUUCUAGGCUUUGGAUGCUUCAUGGGAUUAUUAGCAGUAAUCCUGAACAAAGCAGGAGUAUCACUAGGGUGGAUGUAUUUAGCAAUGGGAGUUCUAAUUGGCUCAGCAGUGCUGCCCAUUGCAUUCAUGCUUAUAUGGUCAAAAGCUAAUGCAGCAGGUGCCAUUCUUGGCACAGUCACUGGUUGUAUUCUGGGAAUUACUGUUUGGUUAUCGGUCACAAAAAUCGAGUAUGGACAAGUAAAUCUUGACACAACCGGAAGAAAUGCACCUAUGCUCGCAGGUAAUCUUGUUUCCAUACUUACAGGUGGUGUUGUUCAUGGUAUAUGCAGUAUUCUGCAGCCUCAAAAUUACAAAUGGGAUACAACAAAGGAAAUUACGAUGGUUGAGAAGAUAGAAGAAGCAUCCGAUGAGUUUAAAGAAGAGAAGUUAACGAAAGCAAAAUCUUGGAUAAUCAAAUGGGGUAUUGGAUUCACUGUUGUGAUUGUCGUAUUAUGGCCACUUCUCAGUGUACCAGCAGGAGAAUUCAGUGUAGGAUACUUCACAUUCUGGGCUGCGAUUGCUAUAGCAUGGGGAACAAUUGGAUCUGCAGUGAUCGUUGUAUUACCAUUAGCUGAAAGCUGGAAGACAAUCCAAAGGGUGUUUUUGGGUAUGUUUACAAAUGACAGGUUGAUGGAGAAGGUUGAGGAGAUGAAUCUGAAACUCCAUUCAAUAAUGGUGGCUAUACCUGAAGCAAAAAAGAUUUAUUUGGCUGAGAAGGAAAAAGAAGAAAAAUGAUGCAUCACAGAAACUGGCUUAAAAAUCUCUUAUAAAAAUGAAG
Messenger RNA from Carica papaya (papaya), 2201 nucleotides. RefSeq names its product urea-proton symporter DEGRADATION OF UREA 3 (DUR3) (gene DUR3). Gene Ontology annotation, biological process: urea transmembrane transport. Gene Ontology annotation, cellular component: plasma membrane. Gene Ontology annotation, molecular function: urea transmembrane transporter activity. Lineage: Eukaryota; Viridiplantae; Streptophyta; Magnoliopsida; Brassicales; Caricaceae. The record is from RefSeq and is a predicted model, not a curated record.